Messenger RNA from Mycena citricolor, 2462 nucleotides. Lineage: Eukaryota; Fungi; Basidiomycota; Agaricomycetes; Agaricales; Mycenaceae. The record is from the annotation of a GenBank genome assembly.
UUUGGCAUCUUCGCUUCGGCCACGUGCACAACUGACUGUCGGCUUGGUCUCUACGCGAUUCAUCCUCGGAGUCGUUAUGGCUCAACUGCGACAUCGGGCGAACAAAAAACCAAACAACCACCCGUCCACUUCAGAGAACACCGAUGCGGGCAUCAAGGUCUCCGAAGCAGCUCCUGCCCUGCUCGAUCUUUCUUCAAUCCUCUCGAUGGUUUUAGGAGGAUGUUGCGUGAAUGUGUGGGCCUAUGAACAACUCCUUCUAAUGAACGCGCGCAUCGGUUCAGCGUUGACAUUCUCUCAAGCAGUCUUCAUCGCGUUCCAGGCUCUUCCGACAUUUCUGGAGCGUCCACCGGGUUCAUAUCUCCCUAGAUUGAAACCUAGACAAGUUCCGCUGCAUCGCUGGGCCACGCAGGUUCUGCUACUGAUAACAUCGUCGCUACUGAACAAUUGGGCAUACGCAUACAACGUCCCGCUGACGCUACUCAUCGUCUUCCGUUCCGCUGGGCUUCCUGUGUCGAUGCUUUUCGGUUUCUUGUUCUCGGGAAAGCGGUAUACUCUCAUGCAAAUAAUUUCGGUGGCCCUCGUGUCCAGUGGGGUUGUGUUGGCUACCAUUUCGAAACCUUCUACGUCUUCUGGAUCCGACGCUCACACAAGCAAACUAUCAGCAGAAGAGUUACAGAAAUACACGACCGGCAUCUCCAUGCUUUCGCUGUCGCUUCUUCUCACCGGAGCUCUGGGAAUGGUCCAAGAGAGAACGUACAAGACAUAUGGACCAUGUUGGAAGGAAGGUGUCUUCUACACGCACAUUUUGUCGCUGCCUGUCUUCUUUCUGCUUGCCUCAGAUGUCCAACGUGGCCUUCAAAGCCUGUCUAACACUCAGGGACGGGACUCCUCAGCUUUAACCUCUUGGAUGAUCCUCGGCCUCAAUCUUUGCUCCCAGCUUGUUUGUGUAUCAGGCGUCAACCGACUAUCCUCCAAAGUUUCGUCUGUAUCAACCAACAUCGUGCUCACAGCCCGUAAAGCCAUCAGCCUGUGUUUCAGCGUCUGGUGGUUUGGAAGCCAGUGGACCGCCAACCUGGGUGUCGGAGCAAGCAUGGUAUUUUGCGGCAGUCUCUUGUUUACGCUCACUGGCCCGAAGCAAUCGAGUCGGCCCAAGGACAAAAAGGAGUAACCAGGUCUUUGCAAUAGAGCAUACAUGUAUUCUGGAGAUUUUAUUAUUUGGACCUAUCGGGAUUGUAUUGCUGUAGUCACCUGACCACGAUAAGAUAAUCGUGACUGGCCGAUUAUCCAAAACAUUGCCAAGCAAUAACGAUGCUUGAAACCUACCAUCUGCAGCACUUCCCAUCGCACAUAUCCUAUGUCCAUACUGCCCUAUAUACCGGCGUGUCAGACUCUGCUGCACUGAAACGACGCCUCAUCACUGCUUCGACCGCCGAAGGAGAAAAUGGGGAGCGUGAGCGCGAGGAAGUGAACUUUGCAUUCAUUGAAGCGCGGCUUAUAACUAGCCGCGAACAUCUCCGUGCUGCAGUUUAUCAUGCGCUCCUUGCUGAAGCGCAAGGCACAUUACGCACGAAGACAGUGCAUUCCGAGAUCAUCUGGAUUCUCAACUCAACGCACAACAUCACCGAGGCGAUGCGCCGAUAUGGGGUGGGCGACAAGUCCAGCGCGCUGGUGGUGGUCCGUGUUUCUGGGCCAGAAUUCUCAUCCGACUCUGUGGGGAAAGCCAUGGAUGGGGUCGUGCAGGGAAAUCGGGUGUCGUUCGAUCAGCUGGAUGCGGUCACUGACUGGGCUGCUGUCAAGAAGUAUCAUAAGCUGAGUAACGAAGCUGCUAUCAGAGACUCCCAGGGCCCUGAACAAGAGCACGCGGCGAUCGACAGUAUUCUUGUUACGACUGCCGCAAUGAAGAGUGUGGCUGCGUGACCCAAGAUACUCUUGCCGCGAACGUCUCAAAUAACGGCGUGCUGCGCGGGGUUGUUGGAAUCGUAGUCUAGAUGAACGCUGAAACAUCGGAUCAUGAGGCAAAAAAGAUUACGUAGCAAGGCCUCAACUCACUAGGCCCGCGAGACGAGAUCCAGUGCCUCAAUCGAUGCUUGGAUUGUUUCGCCGACGUCGUGGGCAUAUGGCAGUGGAGUGUCUUUGGGUAGCCUAACAAAGAACUUUGGAUUAACAACACUAAGCUGUUCUCGAGAUGUUGCUUACACAACAUCAACCUCCACAAUCAACUCGUCUCCAACGUGGCUGUUGCCAGCGUUUGUAAACCAGAGAGCAUUCAAGAUGAGAUACAGUACACGAAAGUUGUGUUCGCUACUGGCCAUGCGACCAGACAACUUGACAAAGUUUUCGAGCAGUGUCUCGACCCAUUCGACGAUGACUGCAGAAAGAUUAACUUGAUUUGGCGACACUUGCAAAAUUCCUCACUGUAUAUAGAGAGCAAUACACCACCCAGGGGGUCCAAUUGUUUGAUA